AGUUUUUUAUUAAAAUUUCUUUUUCUCAAUUAUAACAUCGUACUUUAAUUACUAUCUGUGAUUAGGGCAAUUAUUCUUAAGAAUAUAUUAAACACAUUGUUUUGUGAAAAUUGUUAUCAAAAUACACCGAUUUCCAUAACAUUUACAUAGUUAACCUUACAUAACAGAAAAGUGUUACAAUGAGAUUUUAUCUUUUGAAAACUGUGGCUAACACGAUUGCCAGAAGGCAAUUUUCAACUACAAAUUACAGAAAAGUCACUCAUUGUAUAUUUGAUAUGGACGGAUUGCUUUUGGAUACAGAACUAGUGUACAAGAAAAUGAUUACACAGCUAUGUGCCAAAUAUGGUCACAAGUACACCGAUGAACUAAUGAUGAAAGUACUAGGUGGAACUGAGCAGAGACUGUCUGAAAUACUGUGCAAGGAACUGAACCUACCGAUCUCACCAAAGGAAUUUAGAGAUCAGCUACUGGUGCUUGGUGACACAAUGCUUGCUAAUGCACCACUCUUAGAUGGUGCUGAAAAACUAAUAAGACAUUUGCACAAAACACAAGUGCCUUUUGCACUAGCUACAUCUUCCAGCGAGAGAUCGGUACAUACUAAAGUAGCGCACCACAAAGAGCUCUUCAAACACUUCCAUCAUAUGGUUAUGGGGAGUACUGAUGAGGAAGUCAAGUUUGGGAAGCCGCAUCCUGACAUAUUCUUGGUGGCAGCAUCACGUUUUCCUGACAAGCCUGACCCUACUAAGUGCCUAGUCUUUGAAGAUUCUCCUCAUGGGGUCACGGCCGGUAUAUCAGCGGGCAUGCAGGUAGUGAUGGUCCCUGACCCUCAUCUCGACAAGAGACUGACAACGCACGCCACGAUAGUAUUGCCAACGUUAGCCAAAUUUCAACCUCAAUUAUUUGGGUUGCCAGCUUUUCAGUGAUAUAGAGUAAGAUUAAAUAUUUUUAGAUGAGAAUACUUAAGCCAAACUUAAGUGCGUCUUUGAAGUUUGAGUAUGUAUGAUUGAAAUUAUUGAUACUCUGUGGUAUUGUUU
Molecule: messenger RNA, 1034 nt
Organism: Achroia grisella
Lineage: Eukaryota; Metazoa; Arthropoda; Insecta; Lepidoptera; Pyralidae
Product: probable pseudouridine-5'-phosphatase
Exons: 4
Coding region: 180-923 (247 amino acids)
Molecular function (GO): phosphatase activity
Source: RefSeq, a predicted model, not a curated record